GGGAAGUGGGUGGAAUUAAGAGUGACAUCACUUCGCAUCAUCCUCGCACCGGAUAGCGUAAGUUCAAGAAAGAGUUUGAGAAGCUUGAAGAACAUGAGCACGAGCCCAAAGUGACUUACAAUCAGUUUAGAACACAUCCAACACACUUAAGAAGUUUAAGAGACCCAAGUUGACAGAAAACGAUGAUCGCCUCUCAUUUACUGGCAUACUACUUCACGGAGCUUCACCAUGACCACGUCCAGAAAGUGGAUAAAUUCGCAAGUAGACGCAAAAGAGAACUCAAUUCGUGGUUCGCGCGGACCAUCAGUCAGAGAUUUGACUCUCUGGUGCGCGCUUUGAAAACGGGCGACUUCCUUGCCCUGGACUUGGGAGGAACAAAUUUUCGAGUUCUGCUUGUCAGAGUGUCUAGUAAUGGAAAACAAAAGGUGGAGAUGGAAAACCAGAUCUACGCCAUUCCAGAGAACAUCAUGAGGGGCAGUGGGACAGAGCUCUUCGAUCACAUAGCUGAAUGCUUGGCCAAUUUCCUUGAAAAAUUGGGCAUCAAAGACAAGAAGCUGCCUCUUGGCUUUACCUUUUCAUUUCCUUGCCAGCAGACCAAACUAGAUGAGAGUUUUCUGGUGUCUUGGACCAAAGGUUCUAAGGCGAGUGGAGUGGAGGGGAGAGAUGUUGUGGGCCUGUUGAGAAAAGCCAUCAAGAAGAGAGGGGACUUUGACAUUGACAUUGUGGCUGUGAUCAAUGACACCGUUGGCACCAUGAUGACCUGCGGUUAUGACGACCAUCACUGUGAGAUCGGCCUCAUUGUCGGGACGGGCACCAAUGCGUGCUACAUGGAGGAGAUGCGGCACUUGGAGCUGGUGGAUGGUGAUGAAGGUCGUAUGUGUGUGAACAUGGAGUGGGGUGCGUUCGGCGACGACGGCGCCCUGGAUGACAUCCGCACUGAAUUCGACCGGGAGAUUGACGCUGGGUCCCUGAACCCCGGCAAACAGCUGUUUGAGAAGAUGAUUAGUGGGAUGUACUUAGGGGAGCUGGUCAGACUCAUUCUGGUGAAGAUGGCCAAAGACGGUCUGCUGUUCCAGGGACACACCACUCCAGAUCUGCUCACCACUGGCCACUUCCAGACUUCCUUUGUCUCUGCCAUGGAAAAUAAAAAGAAUAACGAGGGUCUGGUGAGUGCAGAGCAGGUGUUGAGAGGACUCGGACUAGACCCGUCCCCCGAAGACUGCGUGGCCACGCAGCGAGUGUGUCAGAUUGUGUCUACACGUGCGGCCCACCUCUGUGCUGCCACGCUAGCGGCUGUCCUACGGCAGAUUCGAGAUAACAAAGCCGCAGAGAGAUUGCGCACCACUGUCGGCGUGGAUGGAUCAGUCUACAAAAACCACCCACAGUUUGCCCGCCGACUGAAUAAGAUGGUGCGGUUAUUGGUGCCUGACUGUGACGUGCGUUUCUUGCGCUCUGAGGAUGGCAGCGGUAAGGGGGCUGCCAUGGUUACAGCUGUGGCACACCGAUUGGCAAAGCAGCAUGCAGAGCGUCAGCGUAUUCUGAACACACUGCGUCUCAGUCGGGAUCAACUCCUGGAGGUGAAGAAAAGAAUGGAGGAGGAGAUGAACCGAGGCUUGGCUAAAAAAACACAUGCCACGGCAACUGUCAAAAUGCUGCCCACCUUUGUACGCUCCACACCGGAUGGAACAGAGCGUGGCGACUUCUUGGCCCUGGAUCUGGGCGGCACAAACUUCAGGGUGCUUUUGGUGCGCGUUCGAAGUGGGAAAAGACGGAGUGUGGAGAUGCAUAAUAAGAUCUACACCAUCCCCCAAGACAUUACCCAGGGCACCGGCGAGGAGUUAUUUGAUCACAUAGUGCACUGUAUUGCUGACUUCCUGGAGUAUAUGGGUAUGAAGGGGGCAUCGCUGCCUCUGGGUUUUACCUUCUCGUUUCCCUGCCAUCAGACCCGACUGGACCAGGGUAUCUUGAUAAAGUGGACGAAGGGCUUCAAGGCCUCCGGGUGUGAGGGAGAGGAUGUGGCCGCGCUGCUGAAAGACGCCAUCCAUCGCAGUGAGGAAUUUGAUUUGGAUGUGGUAGCUGUGGUGAAUGACACCGUGGGCACAAUGAUGACAUGUGGGUACGAGGACCCACAGUGUGAAGUGGGGCUCAUUGUCGGCACAGGGACUAACACAUGCUACAUGGAGGAGAUGUCAAACGUUGAGCUGGUGGAUGGAGAUGAGGGUCGUAUGUGUGUGAACAUGGAGUGGGGAGCGUUUGGGGACCGCGGGGAGCUGGAUGACUUGUGCACAGAGUUUGAUCGAGCGGUGGAUGACCAGUCCACUUACCCUGGGAAACAGCGGUAUGAGAAGAUGAUCAGCGGGAUGUAUCUUGGCGAGAUCGUCAGAAAUGUCCUCUUGGACUUCACUGCCAAAGGCCUGCUUUUCCGUGGCAAACUUUCAGAGAGACUGAAAACUCGCGGCAUCUUCGAAACCAAGUUCCUGUCGCAGAUUGAGAGCGAUCGUUUGGCUCUGAGGCAAGUUCGUUCCAUCCUGCAGCACCUGGGUUUGACCAGCAGUACGUGUGACGACAGUAUCCUUGUGAAGGAAGUUUGCAGCGUAGUGUCCAAACGAGCAGCCCAGUUGUGCGGAGCCGGUCUGUCGGCUGUGGUUGACAAGAUACGACUGAACCGUGGCCUUGAGAAACUCAGCAUCACCGUAGGAGUGGACGGCACGCUCUACAAACUUCACCCACACUUUGCUACCAUUAUGCGGGAGACCUUAAGAGACCUGACGCCCAACUGUGAGGUUACUCUCAUCCAAUCAGAAGAUGGCAGCGGAAAAGGUGCUGCCCUCAUCACGGCUGUGGCUUGUCGAUUAAGAGAUGCUGGAAAGUAGUGACUGAACAAAAUAAUAUAAAGGGAAAAAGAUGAGGAAGAAAUUACGCAAUGAGCUUCCUUUUUUUGUGCCACAAUGUGACCUUACUGAAACAACACUCCUGUCUGUAAAAGAAUGUAUCUUAUUUAUUUUUGUUCCAUUUUAUCCUUUAGGUCAUUCAUUGCAAGGACUUGGCAUAUACUGGUAGGGUAUUGUUUAUAGAAAAGGGGAAAACAUCAAGCAGAAGAAAAACUAACUAUUAUAUAUAUCUAUUAUAUAUAAAAUAUGUAUUGUUACUGAUUUGAAUUACUGUACUGUCAAGUAAGCACGAAGAGAUUUUGUUCACCACUUGAGCUGUGAAGUAGGGGAGUAAACAGAAUUUUAAUUUUGAAGUGAACUCUUCAUUUUAAAGGACUAGUUUACACAAAAAUGUGCUAAAAAUAAUUACUUGCCCUCAUGGCCAUCCAAGAUGUAGA
This is a messenger RNA of Sinocyclocheilus grahami, 3328 nucleotides long. It is a transcript of the gene hk2, whose product is annotated as hexokinase 2. The transcript has 19 exons. NCBI's taxonomy places the organism in Eukaryota, Metazoa, Chordata, Actinopteri, Cypriniformes, Cyprinidae. Gene Ontology annotation, biological process: glucose metabolic process; carbohydrate phosphorylation; intracellular glucose homeostasis. The record is from RefSeq and is a predicted model, not a curated record. Gene Ontology annotation, cellular component: cytosol; mitochondrion. Bases 183 to 2873 code for a protein of 896 amino acids. Gene Ontology annotation, molecular function: fructokinase activity; glucokinase activity; D-glucose binding.